AUGGGAUUGAUCCUGGGCAAAGACCUUCAACAGCGAAAACGCGCGAGUGACUUCACAUGCAUCAUCUACCCAUGGGCAGAAUCAUAUAAAAAGAGAAUUGCUAUCUUUUGGAUGUCGUUCAAGCACAUGUUUGCGUUUGUGCUUGCUAUGUCUUCGGCAUUAAUUGUUGAAACAGUUUUGCAAAUUGAUCAAAGAGUUAUGGCCGCACCCAUGGAAAGCAGUAAAGCGCCCAGAUCAGUUGCGCGUGAUGUCGUAUCGAUGUCGAGGAAUCCGAUUAUUCUCGCUCGAGACGCCUACGUGAAACCUGCCUACAAUGUGACUGCUACCCAUCCAACUGAGCCUACACCCCAAAAGCCAACCACUCCAAAGACACCAACUCAUCCUGCUGAUCCUAAACCUGCAAAACCAAGUACUCCGCAGACUCCUGGAAAGCCGGGCAUGCCUAAACCUCCAACCUAUCCUACCAAGCCCGAGAAGCCGACUAAUCCCAAGACUCCAGCGCAGCCUACCAAGCCCGAGAAGCCUACUACUCCCAAGACUCCAGCCCAUCCGAUCAAUCCCGGAAAGCCUGGAAAAUCAACUACUUCUAAGACUCCAGAUCAUCCUACCAAGCCCAAGCCUGGACAGCCCGAGAAGCCAACUACUCCCAAGUCCCCAGCGCAUCCUACUAAGCCUAAACCUGAAAGAUGUACUCCUAGGUUUCCAACUCGUCCUACCAAGCCCAAACCCGAGAAGCCAAGCACUCCUAAGCCUCCAGCCCCCUCUACCAAACCUAAACCCGAAAAACCAACCGCUCACAAACCCACGACUCCCAAGACUCCAACUGAACCGACUAAACCCAAGUAUGAGGUACCAAAGUAUCCAACCCCUCCUAAGACUUCUAAGACUCCUACCAAACCUAGUUCCUCAGAUAAUAAAGUGAAAAAUCCUGUCUACUGA
This is a messenger RNA of Melampsora larici-populina 98AG31, 939 nucleotides long. RefSeq lists its product as uncharacterized. Bases 1 to 939 code for a protein of 312 amino acids. The record is from RefSeq and is a predicted model, not a curated record. The transcript has 6 exons. Lineage: Eukaryota; Fungi; Basidiomycota; Pucciniomycetes; Pucciniales; Melampsoraceae.